ACAUCACAUUGGUGGAUGUACUUUUGAAGGUCAUCUUUCAACGCUGGCCAAUAACAACACUGCAGAAUACGAAAGAGGCAUUUUUCUAAACCAAGGUGGCCCGCUGAAGUCUGGAUUACACCCGAGACGAGCUGCACAGGCUGAUUUUGAGCGACUGGUUCAACUAAGGCUACUGGUGACAAGUGUUCCUGACUAGGGAUUUUUACAGACACCCACAUGCUGCUAUGUGCCGUUGAGUUGCUUGAUGGCUGCUGCUGGGCCUUUUUUGGUGCCAUCAACGAAGACCCUACUGGGUUGACGGCCUGCCGUUUUCCGGUAAACCUACGACAGUCGGCUGUGUGUACGGUGCCUGGUGAGGUGCUGGAUACCCCAUCCUCUGUGGUGCCUGAUAACCCAUUGAACGCUGGCUGUUGUAGACUGGUCGCUGACGCGUGGGGCAGUCUCGAAUCAUAUGUUGUGGCGACUGACAGUUAUAGCACAGUCUGGGACCAGACCUUGCAUUACUGUAUGGAGGCUUGUUGUUUGUGGAUUGACCCAUCAUCAGCUUCCGCACACAUUCUUGUAGGUCUUGUACCGCCUUCUCGAGUGGCUGACUCGACUUGUCGACUUUCGCUUGCUGUUCCGGCACAUUUUCCACCAUAUAAAUGGAUGCUUUACGUCUAGCACCGCCGUCCACGAUGCUCUCGUACAUCUCCACUAGAGCAACCGCCUGCGUAACAGACUGGCAACCCUCGCUGAUACACUUGAACUUAAGUUCUGGGCUGAUUGAUUUGUACAACUGGUUUAGCGCAAGCAUCUCAUGCGCCUGAUGAUCGAGGCCUGGGUAUGCACGCUGAGUCAUGCAUUUAAGGUCAUCAGCCAGGUUAGCUACAGAUUCUUCAGGAGAUCUCUUACGGGACUCCAAGCGAGACAUCCACAUUGGUUGUUGACGUGCUCGACCAAACCUUUGGCCCAGCUUAUGUGUAAGCCCCAGGUAUGAGCCACGCUCUUCCUUGCUGA
This is a messenger RNA of Dreissena polymorpha, 999 nucleotides long. RefSeq lists its product as uncharacterized. The record is from RefSeq and is a predicted model, not a curated record. The coding region runs from base 217 to 663 and encodes 148 amino acids. The transcript has 3 exons. Lineage: Eukaryota; Metazoa; Mollusca; Bivalvia; Myida; Dreissenidae.